Arachis duranensis is the source of this 1049-nucleotide messenger RNA. RefSeq lists its product as uncharacterized. The record is from RefSeq and is a predicted model, not a curated record. Bases 95 to 451 code for a protein of 118 amino acids. The transcript has a single exon. NCBI's taxonomy places the organism in Eukaryota, Viridiplantae, Streptophyta, Magnoliopsida, Fabales, Fabaceae.
AAAUCAUAAUAUUCAUUCAUCAAAUCCUACAACAACACACCAGAAACAUCUAUAGAGAGAGAGAGAAAGAAAAGGUUAAUUUUUGGCGGUGAUCAUGGACAUGGGUGGCCUUCAAAGAUCCGCAGUAUCUUUCAGAAGACAAGGCUCUUCUGGUCUUGUUUGGGAUGAUAAGCUCGUAUCUGGUGAAUUGAACAAAAUCAACAAACAAGAACAAGAUCAAGAUCAAGAUCAUAAUAAAAAAGACCAUGGCUUAUCGAUUAAAACCAACGCUGCUGGAUUUCGCACCAGAAAACAAGAGCCGGCGGCGGUAGACCCUCCGUCUCCAAAGUUAUCUGGCUGUGGAUUCUGUGGCGGUUUUGGAAAAAGUGGCGGUUCAGGGAAGAACAAUAAUAAUAAGAAGGGUCAACGGUCAAAGCCACUUAAUAAUAAGAAGGGUCAACGGUCAAGGUAGAGAUAAUUAGAUAAACUUGUUUCUUCGUUUCAAUUCAAUAUGAUCGUCUUGUUGUUGGUGGUGUUGUACUUUUUCCCCCUUUUUCCGGCACCGGAGAUGGGAUAUUCCGGCAAGUAUUUUGUGAAGUCUGGCUAUGGGUGAGUAGUUUAGAAAAUUCUUGCAUGUUUUUUAGAACAGAUUAUAGAAGAGAAAAUUUUCAAUUAUUUUAAGGUAAAAAUUCAGGUGGAGUCAACUUAUUUAAAGUUGAUAGCUGAUAAUUUAAUUGAUUUGACUAAAUUUUUAGCUAUCAAUUUCACAUAAAAUGACUGCACAUGAUGAGUUUUCACCUUAUUUAAAAUAAGAAGUUUGGUUAAAAAUUGUAAAUUAUUUUAAAAUAUUUCGAAAAACAUGCAAGAAUUUCCACAAAAAAACGGAAGAAAGAUGUGAAUUGAUAUUGCUAUAUCUCCUUUAAUUUGUUAGUUUCUUCUCUUUUGGGUUUUAGUUUUAUUUUUAUUUAGAUUAAUAGGGUAGUUUAUGUGGCUGAGUUGUGGGUUGUUGAACUUGUAACUAUGUGUAUAUUUGUUGGGUUCAUAAAGAAUUUUGAUGGUUUGCAAUUUGA